AUGAAGGAGAAGGAAGACGUGAAAGAUUCAAACGGAUCCAGUUCCCAGAAUGUUCUUGAUUUCGUGAACCUUUCCAAAGAUCAUUCGGGUCGUGGGUCAAAGGUGCAAGAACUUGAUUUUUUCAACCCGGGGAAAAACGUGGUGGGUGCAUCGUCAUCUGGCUGGGCUAAUAACAAUGACAACAAUGAAGGUAGAGAUGAAAACACUGAGGAAAAAACCCUGGAGUCGAAGAUUUUUUCUUGCAAUUUUUGCAAGAAACAAUUUUCUUCGUCACAAGCCCUAGGAGGGCAUCAAAAUGCCCAUAGGCCUGAGCGUGCAUUUGCAAAGCGUAGACAAGAGCUUCACCUUUCUGGUGCUUUUUCUCGCUCUAAUUUUCCUUAUUACAGUUAUCCUAGCCUUUCAACAUCACCUUAUUAUGGAUCGUAUAACAACAUACUUGGUAUUAGGAGGGAUUCCAUGAUUCACAAGCCAACCUAUUCUCACACCCCACCAAGUUUCAAUUUUGCUCAAGGUCCUACUUUGUCAGACAUGUUAAACAUUUCUUCAAUUAAUCGAGAGAGGAGGGAUGGUUUGAAUCCAAAUACUGGAAUUGGGAUUCUAGGAAAUGGUGGUGCAAUCGCAACACCUGUGAAGAUAGAAGAUUAUGGUAGAGCACUUGCAACCACUCACCAAUUUGGAGAUUCUUCUGCAAAUGCGGCUACAAGGCCAAACACAACCCUGGAGAAGCCAACAAACCUUGGAAAGUCAGCUCUAGCUACCAAUAUUGAAGAACCUUCUGGGCUUGAUUUGUCACUAAAACUUUAUGGUAGAGCACUUGCAACCACUCACCAAUUUGGAGAUUCUUCUGCAAAUGCGGCUACAAGGCCAAACACAACCCUGGAGAAGCCAACAAACCUUGGAAAGUCAGCUCUAGCUACCAAUAUUGAAGAACCUUCUGAUUCUAACGACCCUUCUGGGCUUGAUUUGUCACUAAAACUUUAG
This is a messenger RNA of Lotus japonicus, 981 nucleotides long. Its product is annotated as zinc finger protein GIS-like. The coding region runs from base 1 to 981 and encodes 326 amino acids. Gene Ontology annotation, biological process: negative regulation of abscisic acid-activated signaling pathway. NCBI's taxonomy places the organism in Eukaryota, Viridiplantae, Streptophyta, Magnoliopsida, Fabales, Fabaceae. The transcript has a single exon. The record is from RefSeq and is a predicted model, not a curated record.